UCUCUGUCCACUCAGUCAUUCUUAAAUUCAGUCCCCUAAAUUCAUUUAACAUUAAUCUUCAUCUGAUGUAGUAUCGGUAAAGUAAAGCGAAAGUAGACUACAGUAAAUCGUUGGAAACUAUAAGCAACACAUUACAUACAAACUGGUAUGGACUACAAUAUUCGGCACCUGAAGGAUGAUCCUGACGACUGUGAAUUUGUGGGACGAAUGUUGUACGAAGCGGUCACGGGAGAAUACGACACUCUCUUUUCUGGGAGCAGCGUGAAGACAAUUCUCCAGUUUGCGACAAGCAGGUUUAGGCAUCAACCCAAACAAUAUUAUAAAAAUGUAUUUCUUCUGAGCUCCGGGAAACAGAGGAUUGGGUUUGUAGAAUUGGCAUUCCACGACACUGUGAAAUGCAAAGGGUCAUUGAUAGAUCUUGUGAAAACAUUUGGGAUAAGAGACGGCUGCAGAUACCUGUUGAGUAGAGUUUUCUUCGUGUUUCCCAUUGCACCUUCUGCAGCUUACAUUGACAAUUUGGCAGUGGAAGAGAAGUUCAGAUGUCAAGGUUAUGGGAAAACACUGUUACAGAGAGCAGAGGAAGAAGCUGUCACUAGAAAGUGUAAUAAAAUAUAUCUUCUUGUAUUUUCAUCAAAUUCUCAUGCUAUGAAAUUUUACGAGAAAAAUGGAUAUAUGAGCGUCGGAAAGCCGAAAACCUAUUUUGGAUUUCUAUAUUUAGUAACCAAAAUCCCGGCUCUGGUUACCUAUGAGAAGGUUCUGGAUGCUCCAUGAAGUCAUAGUGUCUUCCUGUGAGGAAUAAUUUAAUCCUUGGUGUUGAAAUUAAUGAAGAAUGGAUGAAGAAUCGAGAAUAAAGAAAUCUUUAUUAGAUGGAUACAUUGAUUACGAUUAGGAAUUCUUCGGUUUGAUCUGUCGGAAUACAUUACCCCGGUAUUUUCAUGAUAUGUGUAUAAUCUUUGCUAUAGUUAAUUUACUUUAUCUGUUAAUAUCUAAACAUAUGUACAAAGUAUUUUCUGCUUAGAUGUCUGUUGUGACUGAGAAAAACAAGACGUCGAUGAAACUUGUUUUUCAAAGUAUUUAAAAUGCUCAUAAAAACUAAUACAUGCAGAUAAUAUAAAGACGUCACGCGUGAUUCUGAAUAAAACGUUGUAGUAUUAAAACUGUUCAAUGUCAGCACAAACUAAUACCUGUAACAUAAAUAUGUAAGUCUGAAUAAAACACAUCAAUGAAACAAUCUUUUUCACACUGUUAAAUACUUGUACAAACUAAUACUUGUAGUAAAUAAACGUUAGAAAUGAUUCUGAAUUAAAACACUUCCUUCAAACCACAGGGGCUAAGCCCGUUUUGGGCCCGACCUUUGUGAUACCAUAAAUCUAUAUUUAUGGUAUCACAGAGUUCGGGACCAAAACGGGUUUAGCCCCAUUGCUUCAAAUUACUGAAUACUUGUAUACAAACUAAUACUUGUUAUACAGAGACGUUAGGAUCGAUUCUGAAUAAAACAUUUCAUUGUAGCGAUAGUUCCAUCUUCUUCCAAGUGAUCUUCCAGAACUGUUAAACAAAAAGUGUUUGGUUUUUGUUGAAAUAUUAAAUUUUCAAUUUAACAAGCUGAAUAUAUUUAUAAAAGUUGACAAUUAUUAAUUAUCACUAUUAUGUAAUAUCAGAAAAUCCUUGAUGUUUGAUUUAUUUCUCUGUUAUAUCUAUACACAGGAAUACACAUUAUUCUAAAUGCGUCCUACUUUCAUUACAAACUAUAUGGGUUUUGCACGUUUUAUCUUUUCAAAUAUAUGAUUACCAAUGUUGUCAGUUGGAUGAUAUUUACACUUAUAUCACAAUAAAGAAAAAAAAACGAAAG
Messenger RNA from Ostrea edulis (European flat oyster), 1849 nucleotides. RefSeq lists its product as uncharacterized. Bases 148 to 771 code for a protein of 207 amino acids. The record is from RefSeq and is a predicted model, not a curated record. Lineage: Eukaryota; Metazoa; Mollusca; Bivalvia; Ostreida; Ostreidae. The transcript is spliced from 7 exons. Gene Ontology annotation, molecular function: acyltransferase activity, transferring groups other than amino-acyl groups.